Molecule: messenger RNA, 406 nt
Organism: Asparagus officinalis (garden asparagus)
Lineage: Eukaryota; Viridiplantae; Streptophyta; Magnoliopsida; Asparagales; Asparagaceae
Exons: 2
Coding region: 61-363 (100 amino acids)
Source: RefSeq, a predicted model, not a curated record
UUAAAGCUUACAUCUACUGCUAGAAAGCAAAAGCGAAGAGCGUUCGCUACUCAUAAGAACAUGGCGGUGGUCGGAGACGUGAUUGUGACCAAAAUCAUCGAGAAAUUGGUGGAGGUCGGGUUCGAUUAUGCAGCAGACCGGUAUUUUGCUCGGGAUACUCGGAUGAAAGUUGAGCUUGAGAGGCUCAACGAUGCUCUUCCUCGCAUCCAAGCUGUUGUGGAGAUGGCAGAGAGCGGGCAGCAAGAGAUCAAGGGAGGAGUCAACGAAUGGCUGUGGCAACUAAAAGAUGCGUUGGAUGAGGCUGACAACGUACUUGAUGAGCUUGAUUACCUUAAGCUACAGAAACAAGCAGGGGUAAAGUGAGUGAUUUUCUCUCCGACUCCAAACGGAAAGUUGUAAAAGUUGG